Molecule: messenger RNA, 387 nt
Organism: Meleagris gallopavo (turkey)
Lineage: Eukaryota; Metazoa; Chordata; Aves; Galliformes; Phasianidae
Source: RefSeq, a predicted model, not a curated record
CCAAAAGCCCGUGUGCAAGCCGAGAUCGAUGCUGUCAUUGGGCAGUGCCGGCAGCCAGCUCUGGAGGACAGGAACAACAUGCCCUACACCAACGCCGUCAUCCAUGAAGUGCAGAGGAAAGGCAAUAUCAUCCCUUUCAACGUGCCUAGAGAAGCGGUGAAGGACACAGUCCUGGCUGGUUUCCGGGUGCCCAAGGGCACUAUUUUGAUCCCAAAUCUGUCCUCUGUGAUGUUUGACCAGAAGGAAUGGGAAACCCCUCACAGUUUUAACCCCGGACAUUUCCUGAAGGACGGUCAGUUCAGGAAAAGGGAGGCGUUUAUGCCAUUUUCUAUAGGGAAGCGCGCCUGCCUGGGUGAGCUGCUGGCCCGCGCCGAGCUCUUCCUCUUC